UUUUUUUCUGCCUGCGCCACGCCCCCUGCUCGCGGUGCGCGGUGUAUUUUGUUCGGUGCUGUUUGCUGACGGCUCUGCGCGGACACAGAGAAAAUGGCCUCUGGUAAAGCUCAUAUUGGGAAGCCAGUUCCAGACUUCCAUGCCACAGCAGUGGUGGAUGGAGCCAUUAAGGAAAUAAAGCUGUCAGAUUACAAAGGCAAAUACGUGGUUCUUUUCUUCUACCCACUGGAUUUCACCUUCGUCUGUCCCACAGAGAUUAUAGCUUUCAGCGAUCGAGCUGAGGAGUUCCGUAAGAUCAACUGUGAGGUGAUUGGUGCCUCUGUGGAUUCUCAGUUUACUCACUUAGCCUGGAUCAAUACACCAAGAAAGGAAGGGGGCUUGGGUUCCACAAAUAUCCCGCUGGUGGCAGAUGUCAGCCACAAUAUUUGCAAGGAUUAUGGAGUCCUCAAGGAAGAUGAUGGCAUUGCAUACAGAGGUUUGUUCAUAAUUGAUGGCAAAGGUAUCUUGCGACAGAUCACAAUUAAUGACUUGCCUGUGGGGCGUUCAGUGGAUGAGACACUACGCCUGGUUCAGGCUUUCCAGUUCACAGAUCAGCAUGGCGAAGUGUGCCCGGCUGGCUGGCAUCCUGGCGGUGACACCAUCAAGCCCACGGUGAAAGACAGCAAGGCUUUCUUCGCCAAGCAGCACUAGGCUUCCUGUGCUGGCUGCGCGACUGCUGUGUGCCACUGAAGACACCUGGUCUAAUGUGAAGGGAUUAUUUGUGACGAAUCCCAUUUAGUGCUCUUUGGGAGAGCUGGGCGACAAAAGUCUCCCGCAAGUAGUCCUCUGUAGAAGUUAGCUUGAAUAUACCUUUCGAGUAAGGUGUUACUGUGUUUAUGCUUCAAUAAAAGUGGUGAUUCAAAUAA
Messenger RNA from Varanus komodoensis (Komodo dragon), 905 nucleotides. It is a transcript of the gene PRDX2, whose product is annotated as peroxiredoxin 2. The transcript has 6 exons. Gene Ontology annotation, cellular component: cytosol. Lineage: Eukaryota; Metazoa; Chordata; Lepidosauria; Squamata; Varanidae. The record is from RefSeq and is a predicted model, not a curated record. Gene Ontology annotation, molecular function: thioredoxin peroxidase activity. Bases 94 to 690 code for a protein of 198 amino acids. Gene Ontology annotation, biological process: response to oxidative stress; leukocyte activation; removal of superoxide radicals.